This is a messenger RNA of Calypte anna (Anna's hummingbird), 1353 nucleotides long. RefSeq names its product secretin receptor (gene SCTR). Gene Ontology annotation, molecular function: peptide hormone binding; secretin receptor activity; vasoactive intestinal polypeptide receptor activity. The coding region runs from base 1 to 1353 and encodes 450 amino acids. Gene Ontology annotation, cellular component: plasma membrane. The transcript is spliced from 13 exons. Gene Ontology annotation, biological process: brain development; cell surface receptor signaling pathway; adenylate cyclase-modulating G protein-coupled receptor signaling pathway. The record is from RefSeq and is a predicted model, not a curated record. Lineage: Eukaryota; Metazoa; Chordata; Aves; Apodiformes; Trochilidae.
AUGUGGACCAUCUGGGUGAUCAUCUUCUGGAUUUCAACCUCCACGAUCAGAGCUGUACCACCUGUCUGUGACCUUCUAAGUGUCCUGAAAAAGGAAAAAGAAAACUGUGCUGAGCUUCUGUCCCUGGAGGCAAAGAACAGAACACCUGAAAAUGACCCAGUUCUGAGCUCAGGCAGAUGUGCUGGGAUGUGGGAUAACAUGAGCUGCUGGCCUUCAUCCCUGGUGGGACAGACUGUCCAUGCUCAGUGCCCUGUAUUCUUCCAGAUGCUGACUGGGAAAAAAGGUUUUGUCUACCGGAACUGUACAAGUGAGGGUUGGUCAGAACCAUAUCCCAGACCUGAUAUCGCUUGUGGCUACAAUGUCAAUGACACAACAAAUGAGGCAAGACGUUCUUAUUUCAUGACUCUGAAGACCAUGUACACCAUCGGAUACUGCACCUCCCUCGUGACAUUGAUGGUAGCCUUAGCAGUCCUGAUCUCUUUUAGAAGACUUCGCUGUACCAGGAACUACAUCCACAUGCAUCUCUUCACAUCAUUCAUUUUGCGAGCCUCAUCCAACUUCAUCAAGGAUGCUGUUUUGUUCUCCUCUGAAGACACCAAUUACUGUGGGACAUACACGGCUGGCUGUAAGCUCACCAUGGUCUUCUUUCAGUAUUGCAUCAUGUCUAACUACAGCUGGCUCCUUGUGGAGGGACUGUACCUCCACACUCUCCUGGUUAUUUCUUUCUUCUCGGAAAGGAAGUUCCUUUGGUGGUUCAUCGCCCUUGGAUGGGGUGCCCCGACCGUGUUUGUGGCUGCAUGGGCGACUGCCAGGCAGCUCCAUGAAAAUAUUGGGUGUUGGGAUAUUAACACUAAUGCCAAUACCUGGUGGAUCAUUAGAGGCCCUGUAGUUUUGUCUAUUUUUAUUAAUUUCAUUUUUUUUGUCAACAUCUUAAGAAUCUUGAUGAGGAAGCUCAGAUCACCUGAAGGACGGAGCAGUGAUUUCAACCAAUACAAGAGACUUGCAAAAUCAACCCUCCUCCUCAUCCCUCUCUUUGGGGUCCACUACAUCAUCUUUGCUUUUUUCCCUGAAGACACAAGCAGCGGCACAAUGGAAAUUCAGCUGUUUUUUGAAUUAGCUCUUGGAUCAUUUCAGGGCUUUGUCGUGGCUGUACUCUAUUGUUUUCUUAAUGGUGAGGUUCAGCUGGAAGUUCAGAGAAAAUGGAGGCAGUGGCAUUUGAGCAAACACUUGGGUCAGCAUCUCAGCACCUCUGCCAGUAACGGGGGAAGUGGUUUAACUCAAGAGAUGCAGAUGCUGAGGUCGAGCCCACCAGGGCAUAGGAGAGCAACCUUCCAAAGAUCAUGUGUGCUUUAA